CUGUAACCGAGUCGAACUACUCGACCGCUGCUGGGCCACUACUUCGCUCCGAGGCGUCGAUGCAUAUCGUUGCCCUGCUGGGCGGGACUGUCUCGUGCAGACGGGGCUUUCAUAAGGCAGCCCUUUACCUAGUCCGGAUUCUUGACAACCUGACUUGAAUGUCAGAGCCGCGAUUUGUUCCUGCUGUAUCCUUUUCACUGGCGCCAGCAUAGUCGUGUAUUCGAUCAGAACUGAAGUAUGGCAAUAAUACGCAGUGAUUGGUCAAUGCCUAGAGAGGGCUUCACCUUCGAUACUGUCCUCUCUAUCCUUAAGCACACAGCCUUUGAUCCUCGCAAGACCCUUCCGGUUUACCUCGCAGCUCUUUAUACUACUAAGGGUCAACAGUUCUUUGCUCAACAUCCUAAAGCGUUGACCUGGCUGCGCCGAGCAGUGUUCGGGGGUCUGUUCUUCCGUGUUAAGCGAUUUUUAGACCAGGGCGUCGCAAACAAUUGGAGAAGUGACCGCUAUGACUGGAACAGAGAAAUUGUAGUGGUGACAGGAGGUAGCGAUGGUAUAGGCGCAAAGAUGGUUCAGAUGUUGGCGAGUAAGGGCAUCAAGGUUGUUGUGCUUGAUAUUCAGGAGCCAAAAUAUGUCCUACCACCGAAGGUUCAAUACUUCCACUGCGACUUGGGCUCUCCCGAUGCCAUCAGAGAGACCGCGGCGCAGGUGAAACAAAAGGUUGGCCACCCAACUGUACUCAUUAACAACGCUGGCUUUGCCCGUGGCAAGACCAUACUCGACACCACAGACAACGACCUCAGACUCACGUUCCAAGUCAACGCCAUUUGCCACUACCAACUCGCCCAGCAGUUCCUCCCUGAGAUGAUCAAAAACAACCAUGGCAUGGUCGUCACUAUCGCCUCACUUGCCUCCUAUGUCACAGCUCCUUCACUCGUCGACUACUGCGCGAGUAAAUCCGCAGCGCUCACCUUCCAUGAAGGCCUCCAGACGGAACUAUACAACCUCUACAAGGCAGAUAAGGUGCGCUGCGUAUGUGUGAAUCAAGGCUACACGAAGACAGCCUUGUUUGCAGGCUUUGACAAGGGCGAUGGUUUUGUGUCAUACGCUCUAGAGCCGGAUACAGUAGCUGAGGCAACCGUAAAGGCAGUUCUUGCUGGCAAGAGUGACCAUAUUAUCUUGCCCGUGGGCAACACCGGCAUAACAACGAUCAAGGCCUGGCCUACCUGGAUGCAAGUUAGUGUGCGCAAGGGUCUGAACAACUUGAUGAAAGAGUGGAAAGGAAGGCAAGUGGCUCAGCCGAGCGAAGCCAAGGAAAGUAAUCUGGGUGAAUCUAUUGUGGAUGUUAAGAAGGAGUGAUGAGAAUUUCGGUCGUCUUUUUUUCUCUCUCGUCUUAGCGGCAGGAUCUAUUUCUCAGGUCACUGAGUUUGAUUCUUUGAUGUCGUUGUUCUGACUUGUAUCGAAUUCCAGCGUGUGGAAACUCCAGACACAAAGUCGUCUGUCGUAAAAGCUUGUGGACAGUAUGGCGUACUCAUCGCCUCUCCGAAUGAAAUCACUGCCG
Messenger RNA from Verruconis gallopava, 1558 nucleotides. RefSeq lists its product as uncharacterized. Gene Ontology annotation, molecular function: oxidoreductase activity, acting on the CH-OH group of donors, NAD or NADP as acceptor. Lineage: Eukaryota; Fungi; Ascomycota; Dothideomycetes; Venturiales; Sympoventuriaceae. The record is from RefSeq and is a predicted model, not a curated record. The coding region runs from base 238 to 1356 and encodes 372 amino acids. The transcript is spliced from 3 exons.